Molecule: messenger RNA, 580 nt
Organism: Pteropus alecto (black flying fox)
Lineage: Eukaryota; Metazoa; Chordata; Mammalia; Chiroptera; Pteropodidae
Product: cytochrome c oxidase subunit 6A1, mitochondrial
Exons: 3
Coding region: 55-387 (110 amino acids)
Biological process (GO): mitochondrial electron transport, cytochrome c to oxygen
Cellular component (GO): mitochondrial inner membrane
Molecular function (GO): enzyme regulator activity
Source: RefSeq, a predicted model, not a curated record
CUUCCUGCUGUCGCUUCCGGCGCUGCGGGGGUCCUGGUUAAAAAAUAAAAAAAAAUGGCGGCGGCAGCGGCGGGGUCCCGGAUUUCUGGGCUGCUAGGUCGGUUCCGGCCACGGCUGGCGCGGCCCAUGUCGAGUGGCGCCCAUGGCGAGGAGGGCUCAGCUCGCAUGUGGAAGGCCCUCACCUACUUCGUCGCGCUCCCCGGGGUGGGAGUGAGCAUGCUGAACGUCUUCCUGAAGUCGCAUCACGGGGAGCACGAGAGACCCGAGUUCAUCGCCUACCCGCAUCUCCGCAUCAGGUCCAAGCGUUUUCCUUGGGGAGAUGGUGACCAUACUCUAUUCCAUAAUCCUCAAGUGAAUCCACUUCCGACUGGCUAUGAGGAUGAAUGAAGAGAACCUGGACCACUACCCAGUGGGGACCACAGCACUGGUUUGGACCAUUAUACUCUGCACACGGACCAGAAAAGUGUAUGGGACCUUAAGCUGACCUUUUCCUGUAUCAAAUGAUGACCAGUAUACUUAUCUUCCAUCCUUUUGCUUAUGGCAAGAGAUGGCUUAAAUAAAUAACUUAGAUUGGUCAUGA